Pestalotiopsis fici W106-1 is the source of this 1020-nucleotide messenger RNA. RefSeq lists its product as uncharacterized. Gene Ontology annotation, molecular function: oxidoreductase activity. Bases 1 to 1020 code for a protein of 339 amino acids. Lineage: Eukaryota; Fungi; Ascomycota; Sordariomycetes; Amphisphaeriales; Sporocadaceae. The transcript is spliced from 2 exons. The record is from RefSeq and is a predicted model, not a curated record.
AUGGGGGCCUUUAGCAUGUUGUCUGGUCUUGCUAAACAAUUUUGGCCGCCGAGUCCGUCGUUCACCGAAGCCAAUAUUCCUAAUGGCAGCCAGAAAGGAAAGGUUUUCAUGGUGACAGGUGGCAACUCGGGACUUGGUUAUGAAUUGUGCAAGAUCCUGAUCACGAGCGGAGCCACGGUAUACAUGGCAACCCGAUCCAAGGAAAGAGCAGAAGAGGCUAUCAAGUCGAUUAUCGACACAGUCUCAGACACCCCAGAAAGAGGCCAGCUCCAUUUUAUCCACCUGGACUUGGCCGAUCUUGCCUCAGUCCGGACUGCCGCCAAAGAGUUUGCCCAGAAGGAAAAUAAGCUGGAUAUCCUCUGGAACAAUGGCGGAAUCGGCGCCAAUGCGGUCAAGUACGGAGAGCGGACCAAACAGGAUCUAGAGAUUCUUAUGGGUAUUCACUGUGUCGGGGCAUUGCUGUUUUCCGAGCUGCUCGUGCCACAACUGAAGGCUGCAGCCGUUCAGGGCGCUCCGUCCCGCGUCGUGUGGCUUACAACCGUUCUUGUAGAUACGUCUGCACCAAAGAAUGGCAUUGAAUUUCCCGCAGUCGAGACGGGAUAUGAGGCGCGAAUGGACAACUACGCUGCGUCCAAGGCGGGCGUCUGGAUGCUGGCGCGCGAGUUUGCAAGGCGCCACAAGGAAGAAGGAAUCAUCAGCGUCGCCCUAAACCCUGGAAGUCUGGAGACAGGAUCCUUCAGAGGAACACCCAGCAUCAUGAUGUUCCUGAUGAGGAUAACCAUUUUGCAUAAGCCAAUAUAUGGGGCUUACACUAUGCUGUACGCGGGCCUAUCUCCCGAAGUUACAAUUGACAAUAGCGGCAUCUUCAUAUAUCCUUGGGGAAGGCUGGUCUCGGAUCGCGAUGUCAUUCGAAAGGAUAUACUGCAUGCCGAAAAGAGCACAGAUGAUGGAGGUCUGGGGCUGGCUGCACAGCUAUGGGAAUGGUGUCAAUCUAAAUGGGAUGUUGAGUCGGAACAUUGA